AUUCCCUUCAACGGCCAGCUUUUAUUCCUUGCCAGCUGGGCACCUCUCUCUCGAAAUUUUGUAGGUUCUUGCGAGUUUUCUUGGCAGAUCGGGGAGAUAUGGGCAAUCCGGUGGGGCUUCCGCUACUCCUGGCGAUCACUAGCGUCAUCGCGACGGCAUUUAAGUGGCAUUCCGCGCCUCACAAGGUGCCAUUCUGGUGGAAUCUGCAGGGGCAUCCCGUGGCCUGGGCGCCGCGAUGGAUCGGUCUCUUCGCGCUCCCGGUGCUCCAGUUCCUGAUUCCAUAUGUCAUCUAUCAAUUCGCCGCGCGCGAUAGGGAUCUGGAGCGACAGGGCGGAGAGUCAAAGCACGCGGCAGCCCACGUGAUCUCCGUGCCGGCAUUGUUCCUGUUCUUCGUUCACAUUUUCGUGAUCUUAGAUGCGGCAACGAGUCCCAGCCAUGACUUUCAUCCUCGUCUCUUCGUUGCGAGCAUAGCAUUGUGGCUACUCUUCUGGUUUGGAUAUAACAUCCAGUAUGUGGAGUUUAAUUCCACCAUUGGCAUUCUAACACCAUGGACAGUAUCAAAUUCUACUGUCUGGAAGCAAACCCAGAAUCAUGCAAGUGUGAUUCUUAUGUUGUUUGGAAUCAUAUUACUCAUUGUUUCGCUGGUGUGCCCCUUGGGAACUGGAUUUCUAGUGACAACUCUAGUGCUUAUGUUUGCUCCUUUCUUUUAUUUCCUGAUUUAUUCUUAUUGUAUCUUAUCAAACAGUGGCGAACCAUUACUACCUUGAAUAAUACAAUAUAUAAGUAACCAUAUAA
Selaginella moellendorffii is the source of this 795-nucleotide messenger RNA. Its product is annotated as immunity protein SdpI. Bases 99 to 767 code for a protein of 222 amino acids. Lineage: Eukaryota; Viridiplantae; Streptophyta; Lycopodiopsida; Selaginellales; Selaginellaceae. The transcript has 5 exons. The record is from RefSeq and is a predicted model, not a curated record.